Dromaius novaehollandiae (emu) is the source of this 2798-nucleotide messenger RNA. It is a transcript of the gene TMEM39A, whose product is annotated as transmembrane protein 39A. Gene Ontology annotation, cellular component: endoplasmic reticulum membrane. The record is from RefSeq and is a predicted model, not a curated record. The transcript is spliced from 8 exons. Gene Ontology annotation, biological process: negative regulation of autophagosome maturation; negative regulation of autophagosome assembly. NCBI's taxonomy places the organism in Eukaryota, Metazoa, Chordata, Aves, Casuariiformes, Dromaiidae. Bases 19 to 1473 code for a protein of 484 amino acids.
GUGGAUUGGUUCCUGGUCAUGCCCGGUGGAAGGAGGGGACCCAGUCGGCAGCAGCUAAGCCGUUCAGCUUUGCCUUCUCUCCAGACUCUGGUUGGUGGGAGCUGUGGCAACGGUACUGGUUUGAGAAACAGGAAUGGUAGUGCCAUCAGCCUCUCUGCACCUCCGAUCACAGCCCUGAUUACUCCAGAGCCUGUACGUCACUGCCGGAUACCUGACCUGCCUCUGGACGGGAGCCUUCUCUUUGAAUUCCUGUUCUUCAUCUACCUACUGGUAGCCCUGUUUAUUCAGUACAUCAACAUCUACAAGACCGUCUGGUGGUACCCAUACAAUCAUCCUGCUUCCUGCACCUCACUGAAUUUUCACCUCAUCGACUACCACCUAGCGGCAUUCAUUACAGUGAUGCUGGCACGGAGACUGGUGUGGGCCCUCAUCUCCGAGGCCUCUCAGGUGGGCGCAACAUCAGUGAUUCACUACAUGGUGCGCCUGGUGCUGCUCACCCUCUGUGGAUGGGUGCUCUGCUGGACUUUGGUCAAUCUCUUCCGCAGCCAUUCUGUUCUCAACCUUCUCUUCUUGGGCUACCCGUUUGGUGUGUACGUUCCUCUGUGCUGCUUCCACCAGGACAGCAGAGCACAGCCCCUACCUGCGGACUGUGGUUACUUGGUACAAGAUCAGAUGGUGGAUGAUGGGGCGUCAGGUGUCAGCAGCCUGGUCAAACCCAAAGAUUUUCUCUCGCUUCUGUGGGAAUCCCUGAGAGAACAGUUCAAUAAUCCUACGUCUAUCCCCACCCACAGCUGUCCCCUCUCCCCAGAUCUCAUCCGUAAUGAGGUGGAGUGCCUAAAAGCAGACUUCAACCGCAGGAUCAAGGAAGUUCUCUUCAACUCUCUCUUCAGUGCCUACUAUGUGGCAUUCCUGCCACUGUGUUUUGUGAAGAGCACCCAGUACUACGACAUGCGCUGGUCCUGUGAGCACCUCAUCAUGGUGUGGAUCAAUGCCUUUGUCAUGCUCACCACUCAGCUGCUGCCCCCCAAGUACUGCGACCUGCUUCACAGAUCAGCUGCCCACCUGGGCAAGUGGCAGAAAUUAGAACAUGGUUCCUACAGCAAUGCUCCACAGCACAUCUGGUCAGAAAACACAAUAUGGCCGCAAGGAGUACUGGUGCGACGUAGCCGAUGCCUGUAUAAAGCAGUUGGGCCUUACAAUGUAGCAGUGCCUUCAGACGUCUCUCAUGCCCGCUUUUACUUCCUUUUUCACCGUCCAUUACGGCUGCUCAACCUGCUGAUCCUCAUUGAAGGCAGUGUGGUCUGCUACCAGCUCUACUCACUGCUGCGGUCAGAGAAGUGGAACCAUACCCUCUCCAUGGCCCUCAUCCUUUUCUGCAAUUAUUAUGUCUUAUUUAAGCUCCUCCGGGACCGGAUAGUAUUAGGCAGGGCAUAUUCCUACCCACUUAACAACUAUGGACUCAAGGCCCACUAGGCCUGCCAAAUGUGUACCCCUUACCUUUCCCUUCCCACAGGCCAGGGAAAGAACCUCAGAAAAAAUAUUUUCGUACAGUUCUAUUUUUUUCUUGCGGCGUUUAUAAAUAUUUAAAAUAUUUUAUAUUUUGUAUACUAUUGUUUUUGUGGGGUGGGAAGGGAACCAGUGGCAAUUAAAUGUCGCUUUAUAAACAAGGUGUUAUUUUAUAUAUAUAUAUAUAUAUAUAAAAAUCAGUGUGUAUAUACCUUAUAUCUAUACCCAUACAUAUAUCUAUGUGAAGCAACAGGAUUGUGUGUGUGGUCACUGUGUCUGCUUUGCUCACACAACUGCCCUGCCAUCGCAUGUGGUGGGGGUGGGACUGCUGCUAAUAGGAACUGGUCUCUUGGAGAGCUGUAGAUGAGUACAGCAAGGGGAAGUAAGGAAACACAGGGGGAUUUCAGCAGUGCAAGCAGCUCAUCUUAGAAACCUCAGUACCAGGGCAGUUUUGCCCUGAAACUGUGCACUGAUGUGAUAUCAGCUUAGAGAAAGGGAGGAAGCAGUGUGCUGAAAGACAGGCUAACUUACUGUCAGUCAGCAGAAGCUCCCUGUUCCCUUUUCUUCCCAGAGUUAGCAAGAUGCAAAUAUUCUUUUUAAAAAGCAAACCCUUUAUUUUAGGUCCUAGCCAUCCUUCUAGAAACCUGAGCUCCUUAACUCCACCCAGAGAAUGAACUUAGUCUUGAAAUUGUAGUUUUACAGUAGUAUAUCAUUUAGGAAAGAGGGGAUUUGAAAUAGUUUCGUCUUGCAGAUGGUGAUUGAUUGGUUUAUACUGCCAUUUCUAACCCCUACAAGAGUAGCAUUAAAUCAGUGAAUAUUCAGCCAUUAUUUCCUGCAAGCAGCAGUGUUCCUUGGAGAAAUUUAUUCUUGUCAAACACUGAUCAACUCCUUCUAUUUCCAUACGGUGUACUUCCCCAGUGUUUCAUCUUGCAGGCAUACAGCUCCAGGGUGUUUUAGAAAUGUUUAAUAAGUUAUCAUUAAUAUUAGAGGUAAUACUUUGCUCUUAAAAUCUGCUCUUCAUAGAAUUUAACUAUACUAGAAUCUAGUGAAGUAAUAUUUCUGGUAGUAUCACACAGGGGAGUUGAAGAUGAAAGACAGUAUCAACUGUUUCAUUAUUUUAACUGUGGAUGCUGCUAACAGCCUCUGGUAGCAGUUGAUGCUUUGACUCAAGUAAUUGUGGGGAAGGUAAUGCAAUGUGUUUAUCAUUCAAAUGCUGUCUGACUGCUAACUUUACUAAAGUGCUAGCUCUGUUUAAAGAGUGGAUUUAAAUUAAAAAAAAAAAAAAAAAAAAA